CAGACUUCUUAGGAAGCCAGUAUAGUUGAAGAGCCUAGGAGGAUGAUAGGGUGGGCUGAUAUAUAUAAGGUGGUGGUGGCCAUGGUGCCGCUCUACGUCGCGCUGGGUCUUGGCUACGGCUCGGUGCGGUGGUGGCGGAUCUUCACACCGGAGCAGUGCGAGGCGAUCAACCGCCUCGUGGUCUACUUCUCCCUGCCUUUCUUCACCUUCGAGUUCACAGUCCAUACCGACCCCUUCGCCAUGAACUAUCGAGUCAUAGCGGCCGAUGCCAUCUCCAAGGUCCUCACAGUGCUAGUUUUAGCUGCAUGGGCCAAGUGGAGCAGCAAAGGGAGCUACGGCUGGUCCAUCACCAGCUUCUCGCUCUCCGCGCUGACCAAUACUUUGGUCGUCGGCGCGCCGCUGCUCAACGCCAUGUACGGGCGGUGGGCGCAGGACCUUGUGGUGCAACUCUCGGUGGUGCAAGGCAUCGUAUGGAUGACAUUCCUUUUGUUCAUGCUCGAGCUGAGGAAAGCAGGAAUUUUGGUAACGACGGUGGCUGCCACCUCAAAUGGUGGUGGUGAUGUUGUGUCUGUUGAACUGCAGCCAGAAGCGAAGGAUGUGGAGGAGAACGCCGAGGUGGCGAGCCGGCCUUCCUUCUGCUCGCUCAUGAUGACCGUGUGGCUCAAGCUUGCUCUCAAUCCAAACUUUUAUGCGAGCGUUCUCGGCGUCGCCUGGGCUUUUAUCUCCAAUCGGUGGCACUUUGAGAUGCCAAGCAUCAUUGAGGGUUCGGUGUUGAUCAUGUCAAGAUCAGGGGCUGGAUUGGCUAUGUUUAGCAUGGGACUGUUCAUGGCACUGCAAGAGAAGAUAAUCGCAUGUGGGCUGAACUUGACCGCCUUCGGAAUGGUACUAAGGUUCGUUGCAGGGCCUGCAGCCAUGGCGAUUGGUGCCAUCGCAGUUGGACUUCGUGGUGAUUUUCUGCGUGUGGCGAUCAUAGUGGCUGCGUUACCUCAAUCCAUAUCUUCAUUUAUUUUUGCUAGGGAGUAUGGAUUGCAUGCUGAGGUGCUUAGCACUGCGGUCAUAUUUGGAACGUUGGUUUCCUUGCCACUGUUGGUUGCUUGUUAUUUUGCUCUAGGCUUCAUCAAUUAAUGGCAUACUUUACUCCCCCUUUUUCUCUGUAUCAAAAAAUAAAUAAAUAACCCUUUUCCUAACUACAGCAUGGCAAUAGACUUGGAUACUCCAGCUACUAUGCGAACGCAUGGAAGCCAGCAAUGAAAACUCUGUAGGAGGAUUGAAUACAAGAAAUCCUUGAAAACAUUGCUUCUACUGUGCAAGAUUUAUUAAAUGCUUCCUUCUACUUAAA
This is a messenger RNA of Phoenix dactylifera (date palm), 1339 nucleotides long. RefSeq names its product auxin efflux carrier component 5-like. The record is from RefSeq and is a predicted model, not a curated record. Gene Ontology annotation, biological process: auxin polar transport; auxin export across the plasma membrane. Gene Ontology annotation, cellular component: plasma membrane; endoplasmic reticulum. Lineage: Eukaryota; Viridiplantae; Streptophyta; Magnoliopsida; Arecales; Arecaceae. Gene Ontology annotation, molecular function: auxin efflux transmembrane transporter activity.